AGGUGGACGCUGCUAGUUAGUUUAAGGGUGACGGCUAGCUAAUGCAUAAUGUUUGAAAACAGUCAUGGGCUCUAAUUCGUUUUCGGGCUUGUGUUAACGGAGGUGAACGGCCCGGCGUGUGAAACUACUCGGCCAACAGACGGCAGAAAGAGUCGCUGCUCUCCUCUCGGCAGUCCGUGGGGUUGACGAGCCCCGGCAAGAGUUUCAACUUAAUGUUAGCUCGACGGCUAACUAGCUAACACGGUUUGUGUCGCAGUCAGCAGGUCGACCGGCUAGCACGGCAGGUACGAAAAAAAAACUUGAGAAGGCUCGACGAGUUAGCGACACCCCACCGGUGGUUUCUCUAUUCAUCUGUUGCCAGUUGGAAGUGGAAUGAACGUGAUUUGAGGCGUAGCCUUUUCGGACACCGUCAGAGAGCCAGCAGCCUAUCCCGGAGGAUCAGCCACUUGAAAUGCCUUCUACUCGUAACUUGUAGCUAACGACUGGCUGUACAACGUUACAAUGGGUUGUAUCGGCAGCUAGCUUGCUCCGCGUUAGCCGACCAUGUAAGCUGUGCUUGUCACGAAAACGACUUGUGACUUGAUCGCGGUAGGACGGUAACAGCAGCGGGAGGCACCUCCGACGAGAAAAAGACGCACCGAGACUCCGUGCUGUCUCUUCCCUCUCCCCCCUCCUCCUCCUUCUCUCUCUCAGCGCACCAGUCCGGCUAAACUGGAGCGUUUUACCGUUUGACGCGCCCAUAUGCCUGCGCCUACGCCCGUCUCACCAUCCUGAAGCCAGAGAGAGACGGAGGGAGGGAGGCAACGGCAGCUCCGGGGUCCCCGACACUCAGCCGAGGAGAGGCAUCGCUGAAAUGAGAUGAGGCUCAGAAAUGGAACUGUGGCCACUGCGAUUAUUUUCUUCACGUCUUUCCUCAGCCUCUCCUGGUACACAGCAUGGCAGAAUGGCAAAGAGAAGCUGAUAGCGUAUCAGCGGGAGUUCCAUGCUUUGAAAGAACGACUUCGUGUGGCAGAGCACAGGACGCUGCAGCGCUCGUCCGAGCUCAACAGCAUUCUUGAGCAGUUCAGACGUGCCAUUGCUGAAACUAACAGCAGCAAAGAUGCCCUCACAAACUUCUCAGAUGAGACACAGAAACUACUGAAGGAGCUCGCAAACAGGAAGCCUCUCCAGGUGCCAAAUAUCUACCACCACCUGCCUCACCUCCUCAACAAUGAGGGCAGCCUGCACCCUGCAGUGCAGGUUGGUCUCGGCCGCACAGGAGUUACCAUGGUGAUGGGGAUCCCCACAGUGAAGCGGAAGGUGAAGUCAUAUCUGUCAGAGACGCUACGUUCGCUAAUAGACAAGCUGUCACCAGAGGAAAAACUUGACUGUGUCAUUAUAGUCUUCGUUGGGGAGACUGACCUGGAAUAUGUUCAGAGCGUGGUUGCUGGUCUGGAGAAAGAGUUUUCUACAGAGCUGAGUUCAGGCUUGCUGGAGGUGAUCUCCCCACCAGCCGCCUAUUACCCCGAUCUCACCAACCUCAAAGAGACUUUUGGAGACUCCAGAGAGAGAGUCAGAUGGAGAACGAAGCAGAACCUGGAUUAUUCCUUCCUAAUGAUGUAUGCUGUGAGCAAAGGAGUUUAUUAUGUCCAGCUGGAGGACGACAUCGUGGCCAAGCCCAACUACUUUGCCACUAUGAAGAACUUCGCCCUGCAGCUCUCGUCGGAGGACUGGAUGAUCCUGGAGUUCUCUCAGCUGGGCUUCAUUGGAAAAAUGUUCCAGGCUCCAGACCUGAACCUCAUUGUUGAGUUCAUUUUUAUGUUCUACAAAGAGAAGCCCAUCGACUGGCUGCUGGACCAUAUUCUCUGGGUCAAAGUCUGCAACCCUGAGAAGGAUGCGAAACAUUGCGAGCGACAGAAGUCUAGCCUUCGUGUGCGGUUUAGACCCUCUCUGUUUCAGCAUGUGGGACUCCAUUCUUCUCUAGCUGGAAAGAUUCAGAAACUCACAGACAAGGACUUCCUGAAGCCAUUGCUCCACAAGAUGCAUGUUAACCCCCCAGCUGAGGUCUCCACUUCAAUGAAGGUGUAUCAGGGUCACACACUGGAGAAGACGUACCUAGGAGAGGAUUUCUUCUGGGCCAUCACUCCCACCGCAGGAGACUACAUCCUCUUCAAAUUUGACAGGCCUGUUAGCAUAGAGAGGUUCCUGUUUCGCAGCGGUAACCAGGAGCACCCUGGGGACAAGAUCGAGAACACAACAGUGGAAAUACUGCCCGUUUCGGAAAGUGGACUGCAGACCAAAGAGAAGUACAAGCGAACCGAAGACCGCUUUUACAGGAUCGGUCAGUUUGAGAAAGGUGUGGCAGAAGGAGCUGUAGACCCUUCAUUCAAUCCUGUUCUGGCACUUCGGCUCUCGGUUGUCAAAGACUCUGCUGUGUGGGCCAUCCUCAGUGAGAUACAUAUAAAGAGGAUAACUGGCUGACUGUUCUGGAGGGGGUACAUGAAUCAUGGCCCCUGGGGGACCAAAAUCUCCUAGACUGCUUACGCAGGGCCUCUGGCACCUAGCAACCAGCAGUGAAGUCAUUAGAGCCCACUAGAGUUGCUCGUCUGAGCUUGUCUGAGGAACGCCACCUCUCUGUCCCCACUCUUCCUAAUGUACCUUGUUAUUUUGCUUCUCAUCGAUCGUUUCCUCCCUUUCUUUCUGCAUCUCUCCCUCACUCUUGUGCUCUUCAUUUAUUUGUGAGAAUGUGAAUACUACUGUCUGAAGAACAACAGCGGAGUGCGUGAAGACAUCUGUUCCCAGCUCUGGCUCUCAAAGUGACUGUGUUUGUUCAGCAGCUUUGAAAACAAUCACAAAAAUUCCUGGACGAAUGAGGUUUGAAUCUUCACAUCUGGGGAGAACCAGUCACCUGGCCACUGGUGUAGAUGCUGCCAAAAUCCUUCUCUGCUACUCAAUGCUGCCACCUUCGGGCAUGCUGGGGCAUUGCACUGUCACUAGCGCCUCAGCAAAGCCCACGAUGAUCAAGAAUGUUGUCAUCACCAAUGGCCAGUUGCUCUCUGUUCUCAGCAGAGAUGACGGAGCUCUAGAUCAACACCAGCCCAAACAAAAAUGUUUUCUUCACUCCCAGAGUGUUGUAGGUCACAUUUAAACACUUAUCCUGACACACAAACUCAGGAUGACCUUACUGUUCCAAAAUCCUGCCUGUAGCCAGUUGGUGACAACUCUGACCAUGGGCCAGUAUCAGUGGUAACUACCGUAGUCCAUCAAGAGAAUAAGUACCAUGACACCAUAUCUAUCUCACCUCUUGUCUGACAGGCUGUGUUUGACCUCAGUGUCCAUUUAUAGUAAACCAAUCAGACAUUGCCUUGGCGCCAUUUUCCUGAAGGAAUAUAUUGUUAUAUUGAUAUAUUAUUACAGCUAUGACUGACGAUCUAUGAAGGUGACUUAAUUUAUUUGAAAUAAAUCUUUAAUUUGUACAAGAGGUAAAAUAUAUUUUUAUUCUAUUAAGAGAUGUUUAUGGUAGCUCAGAGUCUGUGUUUUUGUGUACUUUGUUUUUUUUUCUUUUUUUUUCUUUUUCUAAAUUGCUAUUGUACUUUUUAUUUUCUUUAUAACAGCUACUUGGAAAGCGGUUUGUUCGUGGGUGCGAGUAGCUCAGUUCAGUCUGUACCAGUUUCUUUUCACUUGAAGCAAAACGUUUUAACUAAAACCGUUAAUUUUCACUGUAAGAAAAACCUGAAUGGUAGGAAAGUUGUGAAAGAUUCUGUUCAAGUAGUUGUUGAUGUGCGUCAAAAUUGGAAAAAUGUGCCUUAUAUCCAGGUCCCUUGAAAUUGUCCCAGCAAGGUUAUUUCAAUUUGUUCCCUCUCACUUUUUGCCUACAAGUUAAUUGCUGGAUAUACUAAUAUUUUUAAAGCAACACACAGUCCAAUUAGUGAUUGGAUGUCAAGAACAAUAUCUCUGUUAUGCUGAGUGAAAGUGGUCAAUCUGGUUGUACCAGAUAAGCAUCUGAAACAGCGUGAUUUGCACUGCUUUUUCACUUUUUUUUUUUUGUUAUUCUUACAAUCACAUCCUUCAUCAUUGUACACAAUCUUCCAUUUUCCCCACAGUUUCUUCCCUUCACAUUCACUUCACAAUUCAUUUUGUCCAUUUACAUAUCUGGUUUUUUGGUUGGACAAAAUAUUAUGACUACUGAUUAUUGCAGAGUGCACCACUGAUUGUAUAUAUAUAAAAACAACAACAACAAGCGUCAUCUCUUUCUCUAUCGCUCUCUCUUUUUUCCUCUCUUUAUUGAAAUCCACUUGGCAUGUUUUGUGUGUGUGGCUGAUGUUGUGAGUGGAAGCUAUUUUUAGGUGAAACUUCACUCAUUUUACAUGUUAGUGGUUUAUUCAAGGGGGUAGUGAAGUGCCUUUUGGUGGUAUUGAUAUGAAAAUGGAACAGUUUUUACUAUUCAUGCUUGUUCAAAUGCAUGACAACGAUUUGUAAUUUAUAAACAAUGUUUUUUGUUUGUUUGUUUGUUUUUAUUUUAUUUUUUAUUUUUGUCCGAGCAGGCUCCUCCACCCCCUGAUCAAACCAUCUACACUUGAGCUGUACUUAAGAAAACCGAAGUGGUUCAGUCUCUGCCUCUUCAUCAAAUGUUUUGAAUAGGGAGGAGAUGCAAGCAAGCCACUUGAACUGUUGUUUUGAAUGGGAAUGGACAAUUCCAGUAGUGCUAGCAGGACUGGCUUAUGCCCCUUUCCUGCAUCUACAUACAGAGACUGAGUGCAUGAAAAUGGCAUGAAACGGUCAUGUGAUCCUUGAGAUCUCCCCUACUGCAUUUGUAUAAAGUGGACAGUAAACAAAGGAAACAACCCCAGACACUCAUCUGUUCAUGUGCCUUCAUCGUGUACAUGUGUAUGCCUGACUGAUGAUUUUGGCAUCGUUUUUCAUGGACAUUCUCAAAAUAAAUGAUAAAAGUUGUUAGAAGUCA
Messenger RNA from Stegastes partitus (bicolor damselfish), 4942 nucleotides. RefSeq names its product alpha-1,3-mannosyl-glycoprotein 4-beta-N-acetylglucosaminyltransferase A (gene mgat4a). Gene Ontology annotation, biological process: protein N-linked glycosylation. Gene Ontology annotation, cellular component: Golgi stack; endoplasmic reticulum-Golgi intermediate compartment; endoplasmic reticulum. Bases 859 to 2460 code for a protein of 533 amino acids. The record is from RefSeq and is a predicted model, not a curated record. Gene Ontology annotation, molecular function: acetylglucosaminyltransferase activity. NCBI's taxonomy places the organism in Eukaryota, Metazoa, Chordata, Actinopteri, Pomacentridae. The transcript has 16 exons.